This is a messenger RNA of Paecilomyces variotii, 2345 nucleotides long. Its product is annotated as leucine rich repeat domain protein. NCBI's taxonomy places the organism in Eukaryota, Fungi, Ascomycota, Eurotiomycetes, Eurotiales, Thermoascaceae. The coding region runs from base 350 to 1936 and encodes 528 amino acids. The transcript has 2 exons. The record is from RefSeq and is a predicted model, not a curated record. Gene Ontology annotation, molecular function: protein binding.
GAUGACGUCCCGGCUGUCUUAUCAAUCGCUCACGCCACUGAUUGGCGCGCCCGACGCGUCCGGAAUUGCGGGAUAAACACUCGAGACACUGGGGGAUCACACGAGCAUUUCACUUCGUUCUGAUCGCUGCAUUUCUCGCGCUUUUAUAAUGCGCCGUCCGCUGUGAUCUUCUCCAUCGCCGCCCAUUGAUUCUGGGGCGCGACCUCGUGGGUUGAUAGUGCGAUUGCUGCGACCGUCUGUCAAGUCCUCACGGUACAGUUGCGCGCGUGCGCUUCAACGGUGCGCUCCGUGACCGUUGGACUUUUAUCGAGACUGGCCCUUUUUGCAGCUCAACGGCCUCGAGGAUACUAUGGAUAGCGAAAUUCCUCUUCCUCCGCCGCGGCGGAUCCGCCACCGCUCACCUACGAAGCAAGCGUCCGCGCAGUCGAUCCCUGAAGCAUUCUUCCACAAGCCGCAUCAUCCAUCGCGCUCACGACUCGAUGACCUCUCGAGUCAGCCUUCCAGCGACCCCGCGCUGUUUUCCAGCGAUGACACGCCCGCGUCCGGUCUCGAGAAUUACCACCAUGGCAUCAGCUGUGGAGGACUAUCGCGGAAGAGGCGGUAUCGAGGCACCUGGUGGGGGGAGAUGGUGAUGGAUCCGAAACGCAAGAGGGCGGAUUUCAAGGAAAAGAGAAACGUUGACAGUGGUGUUUGGAUGGCGAGCGAUGACUCGUCUGUGGAGCUUUUCUCGUCUACGUCGGAAGAUGCCAACUCGUGCGGCGAGGACUUUCUCAAGAAUGCAACGGACUCGAAGGCAACCAGAUGGUCUUCUUCCAAUGCCAUCACGGAUGCGAUCUCCAAGGGACACCAGGAGUCGCGCAAUGGCCCCGUCGUUCAGCCUCGUGCUGCGUUUCGACGGGAGGAGCCCAAGGAGCAUCAGGUGGCGCGGUCCAUUGUGAAUGACUGUCUGGACAAGGGCCAAGAUGGCAUUGACUUGAGCCACGGGGAUCUGAAGACAAUUCCAAACGGUCUCCUUCGACCAUUGCUUCAUCUGACGAAGCAGCCUUGUGUCAAAGAGGCACCGGUCACGGAAGAAGUCUAUAGUUCCUUAGAGCCGUUUCUACAGCUAUUCUUGUCGGGCAAUCUGCUGACAAGUCUACCCGCGGAACUUUUUGAACUGGGGAGCUUGAAGGUCCUCAGUUUGCGCAACAACAAACUCCACGAGCUUCCGGCCGCUAUCCGAAAGUUGACCAUGUUACAGGAGAUCAAUGUUUCAGUUAACAGGCUUCAAUACCUACCCUGGGAGCUCCUGUGGCUGAUUUGGAAGGGCGAUCUCAAACAUGUGACAUUGCGCCCAAAUCCAUUCCUCCAGAUUGAAGAUGCUACCAUUGAAGAGUGGCAUUACAGGAAUCCGGACGGUCAGAUACCUUCCAAGGAAGACACCCGACUCUUCGAGUACGAAGGUCCGGCGCCAGAAGAAGCGUGGGCCCCGAUCCACGUUGCCACGGGCCCAGUCAGCUUUUUCAACAUGGAAGGGCUGCCUGUGGCAGAGGGGAAGAGCUUUAACAAGUACAAAAACUCCACAAAUACCUCGCGGGUGCCGUCUUUACGCGAGCUCUCCCUUUUGGCAUGCAACCAAAACCCGUACUUUGACCAGCUUCUUGCCUCAGACCUCUCAUACUUCCCGAGUCCCGUGGUGCGAUUACUCCAGCAGGCUCGGGAUAUUAGAGAUGUUGGUGGCCGCUCCUGUUCCGUGUGCCACCGCAGCUUCGUGGUUCCGCGUACGCAGUGGAUUGAGUGGUGGGACUGUACAACCUACGAGUCCGGUCUUAAAGGACCCCGGCCAUCCAAAGAGAAGCUGCGUCCUUUACCGUUCCUGCGACGGGGUUGCAGCUGGGCCUGUGUUCCUGGUGCCGACAAGGACCUUACAGAGAGAAAACACCCCGGGAAGCGGUAAUCAGCGAGAGAUUUCCACGAGGGACUAGAACCCUCUAUCUACCCGCUUUACAUGAGCUACGUUCUUCGAAGACGCUUAGUUCCAACUUGACUUUCCUCGCUUGCGACAAGGGACAGUCUACGUUCGUGUAUAUUGUUGAGCUGAUCAGCGUAGAAAUAUUUUCACUUUCACGGCUUUCAGCGAUGGAUAUUCUCGACCAGUGACCAUUUUGACACAGGUGAUAUGCGUGAUUCGUGCAUUCUUACUGAGGCUAUUGUAUGUAUUUCAAUGUACGGUACAUUUUUAUUAGGAGGCUGUGCACACCUUGGGAAUAGGAGCCCGUUUUCCCGCAAAGAUUAUUCUAGACAGUAAACCACAGCUAGUUAUUGAAUAACACAGUAUUGCGUUCUAUUUAUUCUCUAUCCAAUGC